Brettanomyces nanus is the source of this 444-nucleotide messenger RNA. RefSeq lists its product as uncharacterized. The record is from RefSeq and is a predicted model, not a curated record. NCBI's taxonomy places the organism in Eukaryota, Fungi, Ascomycota, Pichiomycetes, Pichiales, Pichiaceae. The coding region runs from base 1 to 444 and encodes 147 amino acids. The transcript has a single exon.
AUGUACAAACCAUUCAAGAAGAAUGUUGACGACCAGGUGACGUUUGAGGAUGUGGAAUACGACCCGACUAUAGAUCCUUCCAACAUGUCGCAAUACAAGCCGAAGAAUUAUAGAGUGGAGCCAAUUUAUGAGAAGAAGGCUGUCGAUGAUAAUGUUGUUGCCGGAACUCUUCCAAGUUACGAGGAGCUUUACGAGGUUACCAACGAGAAAAGCUUGACUGAGUCCGAUGAUUCUACAGAGUCUCAUAAUAGUAAGUGGAAGCUCUUGUUCAAAAUUUUGCUUGUCUGGAUCUUAGUAUCAGAAUUAGUUCACGUGCCUUUCUGCGGACAUCAUACGAAGACAGGUCAGGAGAUAACGGACACUGACGACCAACACCCUUACAAUAUGGGUAAUAUUGUUUACAAACAUAGAGGCUGUCACACAGAGAAUGUUAAGCAGGAAUAA